CGGUGCCCUUUGUGUCGGGCGGGCGGGCGGGCGGCGCGGGUCAGGCCGGGCCGGGCCGUGCGAGCGCCGCCGCCGCCGCCGCCGCCGGGGCGGGGAGGGGGCACCGCCGGCUCCGCCAUGGUGAAGAAGCGGAAAGGCCGUGUCCUUAUCGACUCCGACACCGAGGACAGCGGCAGCGAGGAGAACCUGGACCAGGAGCUUCUGUCAUUGGCCAAACGGAAACGCAGUGACUCUGAAGAAAAGGAACCACCUGUGAGCAAACCUACGGCAUCUUCAGACUCUGAGACAUCAGACAGUGAUGAUGAGUGGACUGUUGGAGGUUCUAAAAACAAAAAAAAGGGAAAAGCGGGUAAGGCAGAGAAGAAAGGAGCCAUGAAGAAACAGAUGAACAAAGCUGCCUCUUCCGGCAGCUCAGAUAAAGACAGCUCGGCUGAGAGCUCAGCACCUGAAGAGGGGGAAGUCUCUGACUCAGAAAGCAACAGCUCCUCAUCUAGCUCAGAUUCAGAUUCUUCAUCUGAAGAUGAGGAAUUCCAUGAUGGCUAUGGAGAAGACCUGAUGGGAGAUGAAGAAGACCGAGCUCGACUGGAACAAAUGACAGAAAAAGAGAGAGAGCAGGAACUGUUUAACCGGAUAGAGAAGAGAGAAGUGCUAAAGAGAAGAUUUGAAAUCAAGAAAAAACUAAAAACAGCAAAAAAGAAAGAAAAGAAAGAGAAAAAGAAAAAGCAAGAGGAAGAGCAGGAAAAGAAAAAACUCACACAGAUCCAGGAAUCCCAGGUCAUGUCACAUAACAAAGAGCGGAGAUCAAAGCGGGAUGAAAAGCUAGACAAGAAAUCUCAGGCAAUGGAGGAGCUAAAAGCAGAAAGAGAGAAAAGGAAGAACAGAACAGCUGAAUUGCUUGCAAAAAAACAGCCAUUAAAAACUAGUGAAGUAUACUCUGAUGAUGAAGAGGAGGAGGAGGAUGAUAAGUCUAGUGAGAAAAGUGACCGCUCAUCCAGAUCAUCAUCCUCUGAUGAAGAGGAAGAGAAAGAAGAAAUCCCUCCCAAGUCCCAGCCAGUGUCCUUGCCUGAAGAGCUGAACCGAGUUCGGUUGUCACGGCACAAGCUGGAACGCUGGUGUCACAUGCCCUUCUUUGCCAAGACAGUCACUGGCUGCUUUGUCCGUAUUGGCAUUGGCAAUCACAACAGUAAACCUGUCUAUCGGGUUGCUGAAAUAACUGGUGUGGUAGAGACUGCAAAGGUUUACCAGCUUGGUGGCACACGGACAAACAAAGGACUACAAUUGCGGCAUGGCAGUGAUUCACGUGUGUUCCGCUUGGAGUUUGUCUCAAAUCAGGAAUUUACUGAAAGUGAAUUUAUGAAGUGGAAGGAAGCAAUGUUCUCUGCUGGGAUGCAGCUACCCACACUAGAUGAGAUAAACAAGAAGGAAGUGUCCAUCAAAGAAGCCCUCAACUACAAGUUUAAUGAUCAGGAUAUUGAAGAGAUUGUGAAAGAGAAGGAAAGGUUCAGAAAAGCACCUCCAAAUUAUGCCAUGAAGAAAACUCAGCUAUUAAAGGAGAAGGCUAUGGCAGAGGACUUGGGGGACCAAGAUAAGGCCAAGCAGAUUCAAGAUCAGCUUAAUGAGCUUGAAGAGAGAGCAGAGGCCCUGGAUCGUCAACGAACAAAAAAUAUUUCUGCAAUAAGUUACAUCAACCAGAGAAAUAGAGAGUGGAAUAUCGUUGAGUCUGAGAAGGCUCUUGUGGCUGAAAGUCACAGCAUGAAAAACCAACAAAUGGACCCCUUUACUAGGCGGCAGUGCAAGCCCACAAUAGUGUCUAAUUCCAGAGAUCCUGCUGUCCAAGCUGCCAUCCUUGCCCAGCUAAAUGCAAAAUAUGGAUCUGGUGUGUUACCAGAUGCUCCAAAGGACAUGAGUAAGGGUCAAGGAAAAGAUAAAGAUGUGAACUCUAAAUCAGCUAGUGACCUCUCAGAAGAUCUUUUCAAAGUGCAUGACUUUGAUGUAAAGAUUGAUCUUCAGGUUCCCAGUUCAGAAUCUAAGGCACUGGCCAUCACCUCCAAGGCUCCUCCAGCAAAAGAUGGUGCCCCUCGGCGAUCAUUGAACUUGGAGGACUACAAAAAGAGACGGGGGCUUAUUUGAGCAUGCCCACUCUGCUGCUUCUGAUCCUGCAUGCUCCAUGAUGAUGUCCUACUUCUUCUUCCUCCCUUUUCAGUUCUCCCUUCUGGGUUGGAGCAGCAAUGGAGCUGGGAAGAGACUCUUUAAAACUGCCAGUCAUUUGUAACAUAAACCAUUCAACUAUUUACUGUAUAGACCUCCCUUCUUGCCCUUUCCUCUGCUCCCCUCACAAAUGUGGAUCUGUGCUAUUUGGGGUUCUCCCACUUCUUUUAGUUUGAGUUUUGUUUUUAUUUUGUUGAUGCAGCUCGUUGGUCCACUCUGUGUUCAGUAUUAGCCUGAGGUCUGGAUUUCCAUAGGAAUCUCUUGGCAGUUGCAGAAUCAGCACUUGGUGAUCUCCCCUUACAUACCACCACAGGCACAGUGAAUAAACAUUGGCGCAAGACCUUUGUGGCUGGAAGGUCAUCUGCACUUUCUCCCUCUUCUUCUUCCUCCUUCAUCCUAGCUUUGGAGAAGGGAAUCUUCAAAAACUGGCCUAGGUUCAAAGUGUAAAUUUUUUUGGGAGGGUUGUGUGACUUUUUUUCAGGUGUUUUUUAUCAUUUUUAAGCUGCAGUACUAUUUGUAUCCGUCUGUCACAGUUCUUUACGGCUGUUUUGAAUUUCUACCAGCUGUACUUGAGCAUCUGAAAUUGCAAGAAAGAAACUCAUUAAAUGUGAUUCUUCUUACUAAAA
Messenger RNA from Poecile atricapillus (Black-capped chickadee), 2834 nucleotides. RefSeq names its product RTF1 homolog, Paf1/RNA polymerase II complex component (gene RTF1). The transcript has 18 exons. The record is from RefSeq and is a predicted model, not a curated record. Lineage: Eukaryota; Metazoa; Chordata; Aves; Passeriformes; Paridae. The coding region runs from base 118 to 2130 and encodes 670 amino acids. Gene Ontology annotation, cellular component: Cdc73/Paf1 complex. Gene Ontology annotation, molecular function: RNA polymerase II C-terminal domain phosphoserine binding; DNA binding.